Molecule: messenger RNA, 408 nt
Organism: Verticillium alfalfae VaMs.102
Lineage: Eukaryota; Fungi; Ascomycota; Sordariomycetes; Glomerellales; Plectosphaerellaceae
Exons: 1
Coding region: 1-408 (135 amino acids)
Source: RefSeq, a predicted model, not a curated record
AUGGCCACCGGCGGCCGCAGCAGCCAGCCGCCGACGCCGGGCCACACGCCGCUGUCCGACGACCUCGUGCGCGUCGCCUUUGAGGACGACGCCGACGUCACCCUCAACGGCAAGGAGCACAGCCUGCCGCUGUCGGCCGAGGCACACCCGUCGCCUCCCUCGCCCGUGGACGCCGCCACCGAGGACGUCGCUGGCCCGCGCAAGCGACGCCGCGUCGACAGCAAUGGGACAGCCGCCGCCGCCGCCGUGGACGAGCAGUGGGUCAUCUCGGCGGGCCACUGGCGGCUGCGCAUCCGCGGCGCGCAGGGCGGCAAGAGCAGCGUCGAGGCCGUGCUCGUGCCGGUCAAGCUGGAGGCGUAUAGCAGUGAGAGGUCGCGGAAUGCCAAGAGGGGUUUCCUCCGGCGGUGA